Drosophila rhopaloa is the source of this 566-nucleotide messenger RNA. It is a transcript of the gene Obp57c, whose product is annotated as general odorant-binding protein 57c. Gene Ontology annotation, biological process: sensory perception of smell. Gene Ontology annotation, molecular function: odorant binding. NCBI's taxonomy places the organism in Eukaryota, Metazoa, Arthropoda, Insecta, Diptera, Drosophilidae. Bases 79 to 537 code for a protein of 152 amino acids. The transcript has 2 exons. The record is from RefSeq and is a predicted model, not a curated record.
UUAUUGCGAAGUGCUUACUGCGAAAGGGAAGCCCAUGUCCAUAUUCAUCUUGAAAAAGAUUCUGCGAGUUGUUAGAUAAUGUUCAAGCUAGGGGUAAUUUUUAUAUUGGCUACCAUCGUGGUUUUCGCUCAGAGUGUACCCGUUCUGGAGGAAACGGCUUUGGUAUCAGAAUGUCUAGCCCUCCAUAAUAUCAGCCAGGCUGAGUUCCAGGAGCUUAUAGAUAGCACCAGUUCCGAGGAGGACGAUAUCGAGAAUACCGAGAGGAGAUACAAGUGCUUCGUGCAUUGCCUGGGUGAAAAGGGAAACAUACUGGACUCUAAUGGCUACUUGGAUGUGGACCUGAUUGACCAAAUAGAACCUGUGAGCGAUGAGCUUCGCGAGAUUCUCUACGACUGCAAGCAAAUUAACGAUGGUGAGGAGGAUAAGUGCGAAUACGCUUUUAAGAUGGUGACUUGUCUGACAGAAAGCUUAGAGAACGAUGAGGUCACCGAAGCGGAGAGAAAUGUCGACGUAUCUACAAACAAAUUAAAUGAAUAAUCUUGCAAAAACUGGUUGAGCAACUCAAA